UUCCCCACAUGUUCCUCGUGCAGUCGUGCUUCAACAUCGUUAUCAACCGGCUCCUCUUGUCCCUCCGAGGCUCGGCGCAGCGGUAGAGACUUGCUAGGGUUAGGGUUUUCCCUUCAUGGCAAUGUCGUGCUCCGGCGCCAACAUGUACGCCUCCUGCUCGGCUACUGCUCCUCGUUCAUUCAGGAAACCAUUGUCGCCCUGCAUGUCUUCCUCCGUCUUCCUCGGCACACGCCGGCCGGAGAAUUUCACUGGUAAGGAACUCCGGAUCUGCAACCGGAAGGCAACCAGGAGGUCUAGCGGGCAUCUGAGGGUUGUCUGCGAGAAGGUCGUGGGGAUUGAUCUUGGCACGACAAAUUCUGCGGUGGCGGCGAUGGAGGGUGGGAAGCCGACGAUCGUCACGAAUGCUGAGGGGCAGCGGACGACUCCGUCAGUUGUGGCGUACACGAAGAACGGGGAGCGGCUCGUAGGGCAGAUUGCGAAGCGCCAGGCUGUAGUGAAUCCGGAGAACACCUUCUUUUCGGUGAAGCGGUUCAUUGGGAGGAAGAUGGUGGAGGUGGAUGAGGAGUCGAAGCAGGUCUCGUACAGGGUCGUGAGGGAUGAGAAUGGGAAUGUCAAGCUGGAAUGCCCGGCGAUUGGAAAGCAGUUUGCGGCUGAGGAAAUUUCUUCUCAGGUUUUGAGGAAACUUGUUGAUGAUGCAUCCAAGUUCUUAAAUGACAAAGUGACUAAAGCAGUCGUUACUGUGCCUGCAUAUUUCAACGACUCCCAAAGGACUGCUACAAAGGAUGCUGGUCGUAUAGCUGGUUUGGAAGUCCUCCGCAUCAUUAAUGAACCAACUGCUGCUUCAUUAGCAUAUGGGUUUGAGAAGAAGAACAAUGAAACUAUCCUCGUAUUUGAUUUGGGCGGCGGCACAUUUGAUGUUUCAGUACUUGAGGUUGGAGAUGGUGUAUUUGAAGUUCUUUCUACUUCUGGAGAUACGCAUCUUGGUGGUGAUGACUUUGAUAAGAGGGUGGUUGAUUGGUUGGCUGCAAACUUCAAGAAAGAUGAAGGCAUUGAUCUCCUUAAAGAUAAACAAGCCCUUCAACGACUGACAGAAACGGCAGAGAAGGCCAAAAUGGAGCUGUCAUCCUUAACCCAGACAAAUAUUAGUUUGCCAUUCAUAACUGCCACUGCUGAUGGUCCAAAGCACAUUGAGACAACUCUGACAAGGGCAAAGUUUGAGGAGCUGUGUUCAGACCUUCUGGAUAGGUUGAGAACUCCUGUAGAAAAUUCCUUGAGAGAUGCAAAGUUGUCUUUCAAAGAUCUCGAUGAGGUGAUUCUUGUGGGUGGAUCAACCAGAAUUCCAGCUGUUCAGGGGCUUGUCAAGAAGUUGACUGGAAAGGAUCCAAAUGUUACUGUCAACCCUGAUGAGGUUGUUGCCCUGGGUGCUGCGGUGCAGGCUGGAGUUUUGGCUGGAGACGUCAGUGAUAUUGUUCUUUUAGAUGUAUGCCCACUCUCCCUGGGCUUGGAGACUUUGGGCGGAGUGAUGACAAAGAUCAUCCCUAGAAACACAACGUUGCCAACAUCAAAAUCAGAAGUGUUUUCCACAGCAGGUGAUGGACAGACGAGUGUUGAAAUAAAUGUUCUUCAGGGAGAAAGAGAAUUUGUGAGGGAUAACAAAUCCCUGGGAAGCUUCCGCUUAGAUGGAAUUCCGCCAGCUCCACGAGGAGUUCCACAGAUUGAAGUUAAAUUUGACAUUGAUGCCAAUGGAAUUUUGUCUGUGGCUGCAGUGGAUAAGGGGUCUGGGAAGAAGCAGGACAUCACAAUUACUGGGGCUAGCACCUUACCAAGUGAUGAGGUUGACAGAAUGGUAAAGGAAGCUGACAAAUUUGCAGAGGAGGACAAGGAGAAGAGGGAUGCAAUAGACACCAAAAAUCAAGCAGGAUCUGUAGUCUACCAGACUGAAAAGCAAUUGAAAGAUCUGGGUGACAAGGUUCCUGCUUCUGUAAAAGAGAAGGUGGAGUCAAAGCUUGGGGAACUGAAAAAUGCCAUAUCCAGUGAAUCGACCCAAGGCAUGAAGGAUGCCAUGGCUGCCUUGAACCAAGAGGUUAUGCAGUUAGGCCAGUCUCUUUAUAACCAGCCAAGCACACCUGGAGCAGACGCUGGUGAAACAGGUCCUUCCCCUAAUGCCAAUGGCGCCGAUGGUGGAUCUGUCAUUGAUGCAGAUUUCACUGAUACCAAAUGAUAGGUGAUUUUUUCAAUACCAGCUAUACAAAUUUUAAUUUUCAGAUAGCCUGAGGAAUUGAAACUCUUUAUAUAUCUAAGUAUUAUUAUUAUUAUUAGCUCAUUCUUUACUUAUCUAUAGAUGGAAAAUCCGGCUGUUGUUUGAUCUGUA
Messenger RNA from Dendrobium catenatum, 2371 nucleotides. RefSeq names its product stromal 70 kDa heat shock-related protein, chloroplastic. Gene Ontology annotation, biological process: cellular response to unfolded protein; protein refolding. Lineage: Eukaryota; Viridiplantae; Streptophyta; Magnoliopsida; Asparagales; Orchidaceae. Gene Ontology annotation, molecular function: misfolded protein binding; heat shock protein binding; ATP hydrolysis activity. Bases 116 to 2221 code for a protein of 701 amino acids. The record is from RefSeq and is a predicted model, not a curated record. The transcript has 8 exons. Gene Ontology annotation, cellular component: chloroplast; cytoplasm.